AGCCAGAUCUAGCUAUAAAAUAUCUAAGUUGGCAACAGUGAACUCUAUUCUGUUUGUCUCGUUUCGAACAGCAAGCAAUAUGAACAACGAGCUGAAAAACAAAGUUGAGACCUGUUGCCGUACGGCCGAGGACUUUACGCGUUUAUAUUAUGCCUCCUUGGACAAUCGGCGACAUCAAAUGGGUCGACUGUAUAUAGAUAGUGCGACAUUCAGUUGGAACGGCAACGGUGCGCAGGGCCGGGAAACUAUUGAACGCUACUUUCUGGAGCUGCCGAGUUCCCGCCAUCAGCUGACGACCCUGGACUCGCAGCCCAUUUUGGACGCCGCUGUGGGCAAUCAAUCGACAUACAUCAUCUUGGCCAGCGGAACGGUUAAGUAUGCAGAACAAUCGAUUCGCAACUUUCAACAAUCGUUUGUUAUAACCGCCGAGAAUGAUAAAUGGAAAAUUGCAUCCGAUUGUUAUAGAUUGCAGGAGCCAUUACAAUAAAUGAAUGUUAAUAUUUACAUACACAUAUAUAUUAUAUGUUUAUGUGCUCAGUGUCAGAUACGAAUUGAAAAUGCUUUUUGAUAAUAUAGCAUAAUUAUGACUUAUUAAUUAAUUAA
This is a messenger RNA of Drosophila innubila, 603 nucleotides long. It is a transcript of the gene Nxt1, whose product is annotated as NTF2-related export protein. The record is from RefSeq and is a predicted model, not a curated record. The coding region runs from base 80 to 487 and encodes 135 amino acids. Gene Ontology annotation, biological process: protein import into nucleus. NCBI's taxonomy places the organism in Eukaryota, Metazoa, Arthropoda, Insecta, Diptera, Drosophilidae. The transcript has 3 exons. Gene Ontology annotation, cellular component: nuclear pore central transport channel.